AUGGAAGGCCAGCACAUUGACUUGGAUAUAGGCGCACUGAAGCACAAGCUAGUGCUAGAUACGGAGACUCCCGAAAUAAAAAACUUGACAAACGCAGUCUUUUAUGCACUAUCUUCCCGCAUAAAAAGCUCCCUCAAGAACAUCCCAGAGGAAAAGCGUGCUAAUACGAAUGCGCUAGUGGACACUUUCCUGAAGGAAAACCUCAAAAGAACGUUCAGCACGAUAAUUAAUACACAGUGUGCAGUAAGUCCUGAAACAGUAAAAAUCCUCACGAAAGAAGCCACAGCCGAAGUCUCUUCCGAACUUUCACGAGAACUCUCCACUCUAAGCAAAGAAAUAGACGCUUUUGCUCUACAGCAGGAGAUCACAUACCAGCGCAUAGAGAUGCAAACUGUCAAAAAAAAGAUCGAACUGUAUAAGCACUGCAAGGAAGCCCAGCAAUACAUUGUCUCCUGCUGUGAGAAAGUACUCCAGAGCAAAGAAAUAAAAAAAUUCGACAAGUCCAGGCUCGAACUUGCCCUCGCCCAGGAUAAAUCCUGCCUGGAAGACUUCACUCAGAGCUUAGAUAUCCUCCUGAUGAAAGAAGAAGAAGACAUAUCUAUUCUGGAAGAAAGUGUAGAGAAAAAAAAAGAAAUGCGUUCUGAAGAAAAUAUUUUAGAUUUAGAAAAGUACGCUUUAGAUCGGAUAGUUGAGAAGUUUAGAGCGCAUCUUUCCAAUGACAGGCUAAGACCUAACGUGUAUUUUUACCUGAAAGAAUUGACGGAUGAAAACAGCAAGUAUAUACGAGAAGAGAAGAUCGAGGCUUUGGAGAAGCACAGUAUAAAUAGCAAGGCUGUUUUCUCUGCUAGCAGAAUGGCUGAGAAGCUAAGAAUAGAAGAAAAGGAGCGCAUAAGCAUGGGAAAGUUUAUGAUUCAGUGUGGGCAGGAGAUGGUUGAGCAGGUUCAUGUCUUGGUAGAGUUCGGGCAUGCGUAUUUCACAGAUGUACUCAACCGGAGUUCGACUUUUGAGCUUGUGAGUCUAUUACGGACUGUUAAAAUGAAUGUGAAAAAUUUGCAAGAACCUGAAAAAACGGAACUGAAAGAGUUUUUGAUGGUUCUGGAGGACUUCGAUUACGGAAUAAACUGGAUUCGGGACAGCUCCUUCAUAGAUCUACAAAGAAUUAAGGACACCUUGAAAAUAGACCAUCUACUGGAGAAGCUGUCAGAUGCUCGCGUGAGAAACAAAUUUGCGCGCUUUAACGAUGGUUUUAGGAAAAUACUGGAGAAAUUUCCGAAUGGGGAAACAAAAUCCGGUUAUGAUAAGGCUUUUUAUGCCCUGAGAAGCCAUCCACGCACAAAACACGAAACGGCAAAGCAGAUGCAUGACAACGCCAUGGAGGCAGAAGAGCAUCUUACACGGCUGCGGGGAGUUGAUGAAGGAACAACCCGAAAAGACUGUGAUCUUAGGGUUGCGGCGUAUGAAAAAUUUGCAAGGGAAACGGAAAUGCCUGAUUUUUCAGGUGCUAUCGAGAACAUACCGCCUGAAAGCCUGGAAGAUGGAGUUACUCCGCGUGAGAUUAAAGCCAUGCUCUCAAAUAUGAACAUACUCCAUGACAUAUGCACUGAAGAGCUGGAAGAUGAAGCCAGAACAGAUUCUGAGAAAGAAGUUUUGAGGAAAAGUCUACCAGAAAUUGAAGAAAAGAUACAGGUUCUUAACCAGAAACUUCGUUCAUUCAACAAGGAGCUAAGCGAAGAAGAAGCCCAAAAGAACGAGUGUCUCCGUUACGCUUAUCUGACAAAGUAUAAGAAUGAGUGUCUUAAGCGCAUAUUCACAGUCACAAAGAACGUAGAGGCUGAAAUGGUCCCACUGGCUAAGGAAGUUAUGAAGGAAAUUGAAGAGACCCCGAAUAGCCCAGAAUUUAACGAAAAAGUGGAAAAAAUGCUUGAAGAAAUAAUUGAAAAGGAGCCUCAUCGUCUGCUGACUCCGGAGUUUAUCGUUGAAAACGAAUACUUUUGGGAAGAACUGCCAAAGACGGUAGAUCAGCUCGAUAGAGAGAUAGCUGAAGCUUUGGGGGGAAGUUCGGGCGAGGGAACGGGUGGAAAAUCCAAGUACCACUUUACGCUUCAAAAUUCGAUCCUCGCACUUUUUUUCGUCUUUAUGAUUCUGUCUCUGGGGCUGGUAUGCAAUUCGGAAUUUGCGUGA
Nematocida major is the source of this 2181-nucleotide messenger RNA. RefSeq lists its product as uncharacterized. The transcript has a single exon. The coding region runs from base 1 to 2181 and encodes 726 amino acids. The record is from RefSeq and is a predicted model, not a curated record. Lineage: Eukaryota; Fungi; Microsporidia.